CCGUGCGGCCCGUUUCCGGUGGGGCAAGGGCGUCUCCGCGGCGGCCCGGCUCCCGCGCGCUUAGCACCGCCGGCGGCGGCCAGAUGCAGGCGGAGCGAGGAGCUCGGGGCGGCCGAGGACGCCGACCCGGCCGCGGCCGGCCUACCGGGGAUCGCGACCGCGAGCGGGCCGGCGCCCCGGCGGCGGUGGCGAGAGGCGGCGGCGGGGAUGGAGGCGGCCGCCGGGGCCGCGGCAGGGGCUUCCGGGGCAGCCGCGGAGGCCGAGGAGGAGGAGGUCCGCGAGGCGGCCGCCGAGAGCCACGAGGCUGGGGCGCCGGGGCCAGUGCGCCGGUCGAAGAUGACAGUGAUGCAGAGACCUAUGGAGAAGAGAAUGAAGAACAGGGAAAUUAUUCUAAAAGGAAGAUAGUUUCUAACUGGGAUCGAUAUCAAGAUACUGAAAAAGAGGUCGAUAAUGAAAGUGGAGAAUCACAGAGGGGGACAGAUUUCAGCGUUCUCCUCAGCUCUGCAGGGGACUCCUUCUCACAGUUCCGGUUUGCCGAGGAGAAAGAGUGGGAUAGUGAAGCUUCCUGCCCCAAACAGAAUUCAGCAUUUUAUGUGGACUGUGAGUCAUUGGUUCGAGCCCUUCAAGAACUGCCUCUCUCACUCCGACUCAAUGUUGCUGCUGAAUUGGUCCAGACUGCCCUUCCUUUAGAGCUUCCUCAGGUGAAACCAAAGAGAAAUAAUGAUGGCAAGGGACUAGGGAUGCAGUUAAAGGGGCCCUUGGGGCCUGGAGGAAAGGGGUCCAUCUCUGAGUUGAAAUCUGCUGCCGCUGGCUGCCCCAUGUACCUGGGUAAAGACAGCCUAGGACUGGGCCCUUCCAAGAGUUCUCAGAACCCUGCUUCCCCACUGCAGUCGGCAGCAGACGAUUUGGAAGAAGAACUAGAUCUGCUGCUUAAUUUAGAUGCGUCUGUAAAAGAGAGCGGUGACAUCUUAGCAGACCAGACAGCUCAGGACCUGGAAUCUGAGAAAGAUGAGGAGGUGGCCCAAGAAGAAACAGAUCCUGCAAAACCGUCUGCGUUGGAAGGAAAGAACGUGGCAUCUGAGCAACCAAGUAUAUCCAGAAAUGUUACUGAGGAAGAGCUUGAAGAUUGGUUGGACAGCAUGAUUUCCUAAACUCGAUGAAAGAAAAAAAGAGAGAGAGAAAGAAAGUGAAAAGUGCCUGAAGCCGAUUUUGGUUGCCUUGUAAGGGAAGGCGGGCCCAAGGCUGUCCUUCCAGAACAGCUGGUUUACAAGCACAGCCCGAGCCCGUGUGGCCAUCACGCUUAGCAGUAGACGCCUACCUCCCCCAUGUUCAACAAAUCCGAAACGAGACAGUAAGAGGCUCGCUGCAUUUGUUCUCUGGCUUAGUAACUGAGUAGACUUCUUAAGGGCAGGAGAUGUUACGGCCCUUGUGUCCAGUUUCUUCCUCUCAGUUUUUACAGCAUAGCGGGUGCUGCUGAUGAAGAGAGCUAAGCAAACCAGGCAUGCAUUUGGCCAAAAUAAACAAACGCUGGUUUGUGGA
Messenger RNA from Lagenorhynchus albirostris (white-beaked dolphin), 1539 nucleotides. RefSeq names its product apoptosis and caspase activation inhibitor (gene AVEN). Gene Ontology annotation, biological process: negative regulation of G2/M transition of mitotic cell cycle. The coding region runs from base 84 to 1151 and encodes 355 amino acids. NCBI's taxonomy places the organism in Eukaryota, Metazoa, Chordata, Mammalia, Artiodactyla, Delphinidae. The transcript is spliced from 6 exons. The record is from RefSeq and is a predicted model, not a curated record.